GUUAUAUGGGCAAGUGAUUUGCCAAAAGACAAUCCCUUGACUACCUGUGGCGAUUUCGGUUUAGAAGAUAUCGGACCGCGAACGUUUCAGAGUUUUGGAUGGAGCUUAUCCGGUGGUACCGAUUUGGACGGGAAUCGAGCUCCCGAUCUGGUCGUCGGGGAUUUCGAGUCGGAUCAAGUAACUGUGAUUCGUGCUCGAAACACGCUGUGGUUUGACGAACCCCAAUGGGAUUUACCUUUGGCCCGAACACUCCCUUGGUCCGGUCCCGGCCAAACACCGUGCGGUCCACCUUGCCAGUUCGAGGUUCGUCUCACCGUGGCCGUACAUGGCAGACCAGCCGUGUUGCGUAAUUCGGCCGGAUUCAAACUACGCGUACGAACAGAUUUGGACGCGGGUAUGGAAGAACUGGCGGCGAAACGUCUAUCCGGGCUGGAUCUGACUGAACUGUCGAAAAAAUCAACCAAUUCCAUCACCUUCGGUUAUGUGGAUACAGUUGUUACCGUUCGUCCGAGCAAAUUGAUGGAAUCCUCAAAUCGUUUGACACUUCUCAGUCUACGAUUAGAACCGGUCCUGGAUCGUGUGGUGGCUUUGUUGUGGAAACCGAUUCGUAUCAAUGCAACAAUCACCCCAAUCCCCGACCCGAUGCCCCAUGUGAGCGAAUCUGUCAAGGAGCCGGUUCCAUCAUGGAACUUGCAUCCGUUUUUGGGUGAACGAAAUUUUGCCAGUCGAUCUCUACGCUUCGCAAAUCCGGCUUGCGGUACGGAUAAUGUUUGUAUGGCUGAAUUGCAAGUGCGCUUGUCCGAUCAGUCGCGUGGCCCGACAGAGAAUCAGAUUGUCUACUUUCGUGAACGGAUCAGUCAGCGCAACCUGACCGUGCAUGUGGGCAAUCUGGGCGAGAACGCUUAUGCGGCCUGGCUCAGGUUAACUAUCCCGCAUCAGUUUAGCUAUACUGUGCCGGAAAAUUUGGACUGUGAAGCGAAUAUUCGUAUGGAUCAACGGGCUACGGAACUGCUUUGUUCCCUGGGCGAUCCGCUCCAAUACACCGGAUCAAAAUUGCUCCAAUUUGUCUUCUAUCUGAACACGGCCGGCGCGUUCAAACCGCUCGAUUUACCCAUGAGCGAUGCACCUCACCUGGCCGGUUCGAACACGCUGAAUGGUACGACGAGUGAGACCGCAUCACCUCGUACUCCCAGACGAAACAAUAACUCGCGGCUAGAUAGAAGAGAUGUGGCCGAGGAGAGCGAGUCACUCUCGGGUUCUCUGGUGAAUGAUUCUGUCACCAUUCACGCAGAGGUGUUCAGCGGCAAUGACGAUCUGGACCCGUGGAACAACAAGGCCACCAUCACGUACAAACUUCAACUUGCAGCUAAAAUCGAUCUCUCCUCGUCCGCUCUAGACCGCACAACCAUAGAUUCGCGAAAUUUCACCGCACAGCUCUACGAAAUGCAACGAGUUCAUCCGGAAACUCUAGGUCCGGAAAUCAAACACAUUUAUCUGGUAUCGAACAAUGGUCCAUCACCCAUCGAGAAUUUGUGGGUGAAUAUCACAAUGCCUGUGAAAACGGAGAACGAUGAACACUUGGUCUAUUUUCUCGAUCGCAUCCGUUAUCACGCUGAGGAUGGUGGACCACCGAGGAUAGUUANAUAUGGCUCCCGAACAAUCAAUGAACCGGAACAGGUGAUCAGUGCGGAAGGGCAUGUUCGCGGAAUGUGUCUCACACCGGACUGGGCACUGAAUCCGCUCCGACUGAAUGCAGUCAAUCGUAGCCCACCGGGGAACAUGCAUCGAAGACAACAGCGUUGGGCACAACUACCACAAGAUGCAAUGCCCCGGGAUAGUCCGGACGGAUUGGAACCGCAGACCUAUGUAGAUCCGAACAAACCAAGUCCAACCAGAGCCACUCGAUCCAUUCUGCCCGGGAUACGAAAGCGACAACAGGAGAUCAUCAAAUGUGGUCAGGAAUCUCCCAAUCUGGGCGUACCGAUUUGUGCCACGAUAUACUGUCGAAUUGACUCGCUUUCGAGGGGUGAUGCAGUGCGCAUCGUUUUGCGCGGUCAUGUAUGGGCUGACACCUUCUUUCGCUACAAAAUACCCGAUCUGGCUAUUGUCAGCGAAGCCCAGUCGGAGUUGGCUGAGCAUGCAUUCGGGAUACCCGUACAUGGCAAUCGCUCGAUUCAACCGUUGGCUAUAUCGCAAAACUUUGUAUUUCACGGGAUCAAGGUACCUGCAUUCCGAGAAAUUCCCCUCUGGCCGAUUAUUUUAGGAUGCAUUCUGGGCGCUGCCCUGCUGGCCGGAAUUAUUUUCGGUUUAUGGCGAUGUGGAUUUUUCCGACGAAAACCCAUCUACGAUACACAACCAGUACCUUCAGGUCCAAUCGUCUCCCCAACUGUCCUUUGA
Molecule: messenger RNA, 2397 nt
Organism: Echinostoma caproni
Lineage: Eukaryota; Metazoa; Platyhelminthes; Trematoda; Plagiorchiida; Echinostomatidae
Source: the annotation of a GenBank genome assembly